Molecule: messenger RNA, 2063 nt
Organism: Papilio polytes (common Mormon)
Lineage: Eukaryota; Metazoa; Arthropoda; Insecta; Lepidoptera; Papilionidae
Gene: DNApol-epsilon58
Product: DNA polymerase epsilon subunit 2
Exons: 1
Coding region: 101-1678 (525 amino acids)
Biological process (GO): DNA-templated DNA replication; error-prone translesion synthesis
Cellular component (GO): epsilon DNA polymerase complex
Molecular function (GO): DNA binding
Source: RefSeq, a predicted model, not a curated record
UUUGGCGGGCGAAUUUUAUUUUUGUAUUCUCAUUGAUUACAAAUCCGUAAUAAAUAUCAAGGAAUUCUAUUGUUUAUGUUAUAUUUAUAAGUUAUUCAUUAUGGGCGAUUUGCAACAAGUACGUGUGGAAGUUAAUAAUGCAUUUAAACUCAGUGGAUUUACAAUUCGAAGAGAAGCGAGCACUUUUGUUGCAGAACAACUAGUUACUCUCACACCGCAGGAGCGACAGAAAAUGAUCGACAAACUUACAGCACAUCUUUUACACCAAUGUCUUUCACAACCUGUUUUAGAAAGACAACAUUUAGAAGUAGCCUAUAAAGAAUGUUUAUCCUUAGGUUUAGAAGAAAGUGAGACUGUACUAAAUGUUAUUGAUGCAUUUGAUAUCCCAAAAUUGUCUUAUGAUAAUGAAAGAAAGAAAUUCUCAAAAGAUGUCGGUUCAAAAAACAAUUUGUACCCUGAACCUAAAUGGAAAGCGCAAAUGUUAAUUGACAGAUAUACCAUAAUAUGGCAAAGAACUAUAAGAAAUAAGUUAUUUGCUAAAGAAACGUUGCCAUCUAUAGAAAGUGAGAAUCGUUUUCAAUUACGUAAAAUCGAAGUAUUACUAAGUUCAUCAAGUAGAAUCAAUGAUGUUAUUGUGCUGGGUUUUCUAACACAGUUAACUGAAGGAAAGUUUUACCUAGAAGAUCCUACAGGCAGUAUAUUACUCGAUAUGAGUCAAACAAGGUAUCAUUCUGGAUUGUUCACGGAAAGCAGUUUUGUUUUAGCAGAAGGUUAUUACGAUGAUAAAGUUCUACAUGUUAUGGGGCUUGUUUUACCUCCUUCUGAAAGUAGAGCAACAUCAUUACCUUAUUUCGGUAGUUUAAACACAUUUGGUGGUAAAUCGAAAACUUUAUUGAAGAAUUCACAGAAUUUAUUAAAAUUAGAACAAGAAAAUGAAGAUGGAAUGCUUGUAUUCUUAUCAGAUGUUUGGUUUGAUAAUCUUAAAGUUAUAGCUAAGUUGAAAAUGUUAUUUACUGGAUACAAUGACUUUCCUCCGAUAGCUAUUGUGUUUAUGGGUGAAUUUUUAUCAUGUCCCUAUGGUUCUGAACAUAGUAUACAGCUUAAAGCCGCCUUAAAUAACUUGGCUGAUGUCUUACUUCCUUUCACAAAAUUACGAGAGACAUGUAAAUUUAUAUUCGUACCUGGUAGAAGCGAUCCUGCGGCAGCCAAUAUUUUACCAAGGCCACCAAUUCCUAACUCAAUAACAAAAGAAAUCAGACAAAAACUAGGCGAUUCAGUCAUAUUUACAACAAACCCGUGCCGAAUUCAGUAUUGUACGCAAGAAAUUGUCAUAUUCAGACAGGAUUUGGUAACAAAAAUGUGUAGAAAUUCAAUACACUUCCCUGAAACUGGGGACAUACCUGAUCAUUUGACGAAAACUUUGUUAAGCCAGUGUACAUUGUCACCUUUAUCGUUGGCUAUACAACCUCUUUAUUGGAAGCAUGCGGAUGCCUUAAGUUUAUACCCAAUGCCGGAUUUAAUUGUUGUUGCUGAUCAUUUUCAACCAUAUACAAGGUCUUAUCAGAACUGUCAGUUGGUUAAUCCUGGAUCUUUUCCGAGAACUGAAUAUUCAUUUAAAGUGUAUGUACCUUUUACUAAGGCUGUUGAAGAUUCUCAAAUACCUAAAGAAGAUUCAUAAACUAUUUCUUUAAUUGAAUUAUUUACAUCAUGAAAGGACAUGUUAUUACUACCUUAAAAAUUAGGUUCUCUAAUUUCUGCAAAAUUAAGAACUUACAAACUGGCAUUUUACUGUUUAAAUAUUUUUUAACUAUUUUGCCUGAAACUUUUUUUUCAUAUUUGUGUCAUAAAAAUGUUGUUACUUAAUACUUGUAUAAUAAAUGCAAAGGCUAAACAGCUGAACGGAUCUCAGUGAAAGGCAUAAAUAUUGAGAAUAGUCUGGGAGUUUGCUUUUCUUUCACGCGGUAGCAAGCUAAAUCUUACCUCAUACUAUAAAUGCAAAAGUUUAGAGUUUGUAGCCUAAACGGCUGAACGGAACUCUAUGAAAUUUGGCAUAGACGUAAAGA